This is a messenger RNA of Salvia hispanica, 404 nucleotides long. RefSeq lists its product as uncharacterized. The record is from RefSeq and is a predicted model, not a curated record. NCBI's taxonomy places the organism in Eukaryota, Viridiplantae, Streptophyta, Magnoliopsida, Lamiales, Lamiaceae.
AUGAAGUUGGCCGUCGUAGUCGUCUUUAUUUUGAUGGUGCUGGGAACUGGUGUGGAUGCACAGAGAUUGUACAGCUGCUGGGGUGGGUGCUACAACAAGUGCUUCAUACAAGGAAGAAACACCAUGACUCUAUCUCAGAAGCUUGCUUGUAAAUUUUCAUGUCUCAGGGCCUGCAUUCCUUCUACUCCUACUGAUUAUGCCUACUACUGUCGCCGUCGUUGCUCCCUCAGACAAUGCAGGCAACUUAUCACUGAUGGUCCAAAAUUGGAGGAAUGCUUUGGUAGGUGUACUGAUUUCUGCAGUGACAGUGUAGUAGCUCCAUGAAUAAUUUUUGGCUGCCUUAAUUUGAUGAAAAAUGGUUGGCUGUUGUGAUUGAUGAUUCUUCAUCUUGCAAUGAAAUAGUA